Gallus gallus (chicken) is the source of this 5972-nucleotide messenger RNA. RefSeq names its product paired like homeodomain 3 (gene PITX3). Gene Ontology annotation, biological process: anatomical structure morphogenesis; regulation of transcription by RNA polymerase II. NCBI's taxonomy places the organism in Eukaryota, Metazoa, Chordata, Aves, Galliformes, Phasianidae. Gene Ontology annotation, cellular component: nucleus. Gene Ontology annotation, molecular function: DNA-binding transcription factor activity, RNA polymerase II-specific; RNA polymerase II cis-regulatory region sequence-specific DNA binding. The coding region runs from base 4136 to 5014 and encodes 292 amino acids. The transcript has 4 exons. The record is from RefSeq and is a predicted model, not a curated record.
CGCAUCCAAAAUGGCGGCGCCUGCUCCCCGCGGCGGCGGCCGCUUCACACAUCGGUCGGGCGGGCGGCGCCGCGAGCGGGGGCUCGGCCCGGCCCUGCCACUGGCCGCCCGCCCCUUCCUCCCGGCGGCGGCGGGCGAGGCGGCCGCGCACGGGGUCCUCCCGUCCACAGGCAAACGGAACCGGCUCGGCUACCCUCGCACUGACGUGGAAACGGGCGCACCCGAACCCGCUGCCUGGUUACUGUGCCGACGGACAGCCCGCGGAGCCAACCCCCGUGCGGCGUGGCGGCCGGCUCGCCAGGCUGCCCAAUAGAAUCGCGGACCGAAGCCGGAGGAGGCGGGUUAUCCAGUGACAAGCCAAAGAGAACCAAUGGCGGCAGAGAAGAUAGAACUAGCAGGGCCACUGACCAAUCGUGAGGGAGCCAUGCCGCCGAGGGGCGUGGCCAAACGUGGACGGGGAGCAGCAAGGGCGGUUGAGAGGUAGCCGGAGGCGGGGCUACCCGCGCAGGGCAUUGUGGGUCGGGCCUCCCGCCGCGUUGCACCCGGGGCAGUGUGGGCCUCCGCCUCUCCCACCCUCUGGCCCCUCCCCGCCCCGCCCCGCCCUGCCUCCGGUCCCCCGCAGAAAGCUUACAGUUUAUAGCGAUGGCACCCGUGGGCGGGUCAGCGUGGAUGCUGCUGUGCUAGAUACUGGACUGGUCAGGGCAGCUGCCAGCCUACCCCCCAAACCUUAAUGCUGUACGUGUAGGAAAGCACAAACUGAAGGUGAAAGAGAGCAGAAGGGUCAAACCGCACUCGUCCGCUGUCAGACUUACAACUUCAUCCGCUGCAGCUUGGCUAAAGCAGUGAAGGACCUUAGACAAAAACCUAAACGUGCAACAAGAACCAGCCCAACCCAGCCGUGAGGUGGGCCCUAUCUCCACCAUCACAUACAGCCUGACGCUGUCACCUCCCUCCUCAGAGCACGGCCCGUGUUGGCAGGGAUGCUCUGGGGAUGGACACCCCAUCCUUCUCAGCCUGCAGGAGGGCCUGCCCAAGUGCUGUGUGACCAAGAAUCAGAGCAUCUGAGGCUGAGACCGCAGUUAUCUCCCAGCUGUGUCAUCCAGAGGUCAAGAUAUUUGCUCCAGCUGGUAUUUCCCUGAUAAUAGGCAGAGUUCAGAGCUGGAAGGUUAAGCUGUAAUUGCUGUAAGCGGCCACAUACAUUCCUCAAAAGUGGAACAAGAAACUGCGUGUUCUGGCAACAGAGGUACUGUGUCAUAGCCGGCAGCUUUUAGCUCAAGUUGCUCAGCUAAAAAACAGGUGGCCAGAUACCCAGUGCAGAGAGACUACAAAAGCUACCAGGGCAGCAAGCAAAGGCUGGCAGAGCAGGGUGUCUCUGCUCAUGCACUCUCCUUUCCUCCUGCCCCGCAGCAGCAGCAGCUGAAGUGCCCUGUAGUGCCCACCGGCCAUUGGGAAGCUCCCAGGAUCGCUCACUUGCUCACCAGCUCCCCUCUCAACAAAGGGGCUGUCUGUGGCAAAGGCCAGACCCCUCCCAGCCAAGCCUACCUCCCCUGCCAGUGAAGGGGCUGCAGCCUCUCUGUGCCUUCUGCCCCUGCCCAGAGAGCUGCAAAGUGUUUAUGGAAGCCUGUCACGGAGCUUGAAACCAAGCCAGCCAGGAGCCUUCUGCUUCACCCAAAUGCAUCUUAGUGCAUUAAUAAAGAGCAAACAUUGCAGUGUGCUCUGCAUUUUUACUUACAAUCCAGUGCUGCAUUGUCUGGAGAGAAAACAAUACAGCACAGCCCCAUGCUGUCUGGGAGCAGCAAGUUCACAUGCACGCACCAAGCACUGUGUCAUCCAGCCCUUGGGUAGUCCAGCACCACCCUGCACUGAGGGGGUGCAGGCAAAGGAUCAAGAGAUGGGAAAGGCCCAUGUUGCUUUAUUCCCAAGGCACUGUUCUUACACACAGCACAGGACAGUGAAACUCAAGAUCAGAACUGCAAAACACGUGCAAAUCCUUCAGAUUCCUGAAGUCUCAUCAGGAAGGGGUUUGACUCAGAAGGCAGAAGCAGUCACCAUGGCUAGGAACUGCUUGCAGACACUCUCCUCAGAGAUGAGCAUCCAAAACAAAUGUCACAGUCAUUCCCAGCAGCUGCCCCUUUCCAGAGGAAGCUCAGGUAGGGACCAGCCCACAGCCAGCUGAAGGCUCUCCAAAUGGAAACCGAUGUUCUGCAUCCGGUACAAUGUGCUCUCAGGCCAGGACCUACAGCUGGAGCAGCAGAGCUGAACUGAGACACUCAAGAACAAUCAAACCCUUCUCUGGCAAUCAUACAGAACACAGUACUGAAGCUGCAGAGCAGCCUUCUUGAGCUGAAACAUCUUCCCGGCUGUUCUACAUAGCCCAUGUCUUAGGAGCACUCCCCAUUGACGUGAAACUCCCAGUGUUUUCCAUGUUCUCUGUUUGGCCACAAGCAGCCAUGCCUUUUGGCAGGAGCAACCUAACCUCAGUUAGUCAUAUCUUUGUCACCUCUUGGCGAGGCUACAGCUAUGUGAUACACAUGGGCAUGAAGCCCACAGCACUUGGCAAAUGCCAGCUGGACAAGCGCACUGCAGUGGGAGCCCUGACCACCACAAAGGCAUCAAACCCACCCUCUGCCUCUUGGCCCAGGAGGCCAAACCACAGCGUCACUUCUGAUCUUCAAGGCGUUUGAUAGCAUGAACCCAGCAUGGCUAAAAGAUUAGUUAAGACACAAAGGUGGAAACUGCGACCAUCAGAGCCAAUUGCAGCACCCUCUGAGAGCAACAAAACCAGGCAGCUGUGGGACUGGAUCUACCUGUAACAGAGACAGGGUUUCCUCUGAGAACACACUCCUCCCAGACAGUAAAAAGUGAAGUAUGCCUAACCUGCUUUGUAAUUCCCUCAUUCUGCAUAUUCCGUCUCUGAAAAGAUGCAGCUCAAGUUCAUUCUGGGUUUAGUUUGCUUUUACCGCUUCUUCUUUUUAUUUUUUCCCCCCUUUCUUUCUAAUUAAUGUGAAGUAGUAACAUCUGUCUCCUGAGCUCAGGUGAAGUCCUUGGUCUCUCCUCCAGCAGUGAAUCAUCCAGCUGGUGAGACAGUAUGAACUGCAGCUCAGAAUGCUUGGCACCGUCCACAAGAGCUGCUGCUACAUUUCAUCAACAAAAGAAGAGCCCUCCCUCCCAAGGAGACGGUCCUUGCAAGAGGACAGCUUAGGAGGCUGUCCCAGAGAAAGCCUUCCUGUUCCCAGAUUGUCUUCGUGCUGCACUCCGCAGGGAACAAGCCUGAGAUGGAGUGCUGGUUCUUAUUUCCAGUUGCCCAAAGGAAAUAGCUGCAAAUACUUCGGUUUCAUCAUUACUUUAAAGCAUAAGCACUGUCUGUAUUUGUUGCAGGCUACUCACGGUGGAAGGCUUGGAGGGAUGAGAGGCGGUUCACAUCAUUCCCUUUAUUGCUGCGGACCAUGAGCUGGGUUUUCUGCUUUCCUUGGACAUGUAGUGGGAGAGACGGACUGUCUUGGGGAGUGCCAGCGCUGCUGUGCUGUGCCUGCUCCUGGGGGAGGUUAAAAACAGAGAUGGGAAAAGAUGUGGUCUGGUUGGCAGUCACUUACUGGAGGCACAAAGCAGUGAGGCAAAUGGGAACCUCGGGUUGCUACUAUUAAUAAAUGUGGUAAUUUCUCAUGAGCAUCUCAACGCUGACAGCUUCUCUCAGGUUUUCCCACAGCCCCUGCACUGCCAGUGUUAGUGUGUUUCUGACCAGCAAUCCGUAGUGCCGUGUCUUCUUAACCCCUCUUCACAUCCUGCAGUUCUCCGUCUGCGUUUCUCCUCCCCUACAUAUCUAUGUGCCACAUGAUGUGUUUAGCAGGCUCCCUCGGUACGGCUCAUAAGUCACCGGGGUUAAAAUCCACUCCUAUUCUCACAUUAUUUCCUAAUCUCUAAAACACGUCGGUGGAAGAGCUCCAGGCUGACCUUUGGCACCAUAAGCCGGCACGCGGGUCAGCGUUGAAGUGACCCGAGGGAGGAAGCCCGGCCGCAGGACCGCGCAUCUCUCCCUCCGUGCCCGGCGGCGGAGGCACGGCACCCCGCGGCGGGGCCCCCAAAGAGAAGCCGAAGCGUUCCCGGUUCCUCCAUCACCACCACCCAUUCCUGCCCCAUGGAUUUCAACCUGCUGGCGGACGCGGAGGCUCGCAGCCCAGCCCUGUCCCUCUCAGAUUCCGGCACCCCCCAGCACGAGCACAGCUGCAAGGGGCAGGACCAUAGCGAUACCGAGAAGUCCCAACAGAACCAGACAGACGACUCCAACCCCGAGGACGGCUCGCUCAAGAAGAAGCAGCGGAGGCAGCGGACUCACUUCACCAGCCAGCAGCUCCAGGAGCUAGAAGCCACGUUCCAGAGGAACCGCUACCCCGACAUGAGCACCAGGGAGGAGAUCGCGGUCUGGACCAACCUGACAGAGGCACGAGUGCGGGUCUGGUUCAAAAACCGCAGGGCUAAGUGGAGGAAACGGGAGAGGAACCAACAGGCUGAGCUCUGCAAGAACAGCUUUGGAGCCCAGUUCAACGGACUGAUGCAGCCCUACGACGACAUGUAUUCUAGCUAUUCCUACAACAACUGGGCCACCAAAGGGCUCGCCACCAGCCCGCUCUCGGCCAAGAGCUUCCCAUUCUUCAACUCCAUGAACGUCAGCCCCCUCUCCUCCCAGCCCAUGUUCUCCCCACCCAGCUCCAUCGCCUCGAUGACCAUGCCCUCAUCCAUGGUCCCUUCUGCAGUGACGGGCGUCCCGGCCUCCAGCCUCAACAACCUGGGAAACAUCAACAAUCUGAAUAGCCCGAGCCUCAACUCCGCCGUCUCAUCCAGUGCCUGUCCUUAUGCCUCCACAGCCAGCCCCUACAUGUACAGGGACACGUGCAACUCCAGCCUGGCAAGCCUGAGGCUGAAGGCCAAGCAGCACGCCAACUUCACUUACCCAGCGGUGCAGACGGCAGCUUCCAACCUGAGCCCUUGCCAAUACGCUGUGGACAGGCCUGUAUGAAGUGCUGCUCUCUGCUAACUGGGGACUUGACCUUAGCCUGACACAAGGAGACCUUUAGCCCUACAACAGCGUACAUCCUGCAGAGUGAGAGUGGAAGCAAGAGAGAGCAAAAGAGCAUGAGAGAGAGAGAGCACACAGCAAGCAGGCAGAUGGACCUCUAUGAAGAUUUGUCUAACUAUCGUAUGGUGAAUUUUGACUGUCUUUCCCCACCCGACCUCCCUCCCUUCCUGGCCACCAAACACGUACCCUCCCUGUUGGUAAGGAAACCAAAACAGUCUGCUGGAAGCCCCAUGGGGAAGCAGGAGCCCCAGCAGGCAGCAUGCCUAGCUUGUGGGAAGCAGAGCUCAGCAUAUUUUGGCCUGGCCCCUCUAAACCCCCCUCCCUAGCACAGCCAUGUGCCACCACAGCGGGAUGCAGGGAUGGGGUGACAUGAGGCUGCUCUCCAGUGCUUGGCCAACCCCCUCCUUCUCCCCUCCCACAUACAAGGGUUGAUGCAGAACAUCUCAUCCAUUUACUUAUCAGGCAGCCAGUCAUUGUCUUGACUGACUGGCAUCCCUUGAGAGCGCACCUGUAGGCACAGCCUUUCUGGUUUGAAGCCUUUAGGAACUGAGAGUUGUAAGGAUAUAAGAUAUGUGCAUGCAUAUAUACCUUUAUAUAUACAUACACAUAAGCAGACCUAUAUAUUAAAAUAGGCCAUUUUGUUUUGUACAGGAAGUAACCUGUGAAGUAGACCUUAAAAACAAAAACCCCAUAAAGCAAGCACGUCCACUGAGGUGGUGUGCUGCCUGCCAUGCUUCACUGCUCCGCCCAUUUCCAGCCAGACAGGAAUAUCUUUGCCAGUAUACAUCCAAAGCAUCCCCUUCUGCAACAAUCAGCUCCCCCUUGCACAUCUCCAUCCUUUCCUCAAAUCCCAUUUCAAAAAAAGGAAAUAAAAUAAAAGUUGGCACAGUCUCUCUAA